CAAUCCCCCCCAGGCCCGGAGCCGCGUCCCCGGUCCCCCGGAAAGCUGGAUUUCCGAGGCUGGAGGCGCCUGGCCGACUGGGUGGGGACCACCAUGGGCAACGCGGCCGGCAGCGCGGAGCAGCCCGCGGGCCCCGCCGCGCCGGCCCCCAAGCAGCCCGCGGCGCCCAAGCAGCCGAUGCCCGCGGCCCGGGAGCUGGAGGAGAGGUUUAACCGGGUUCUGAACUGCAUGAACUUGCCCCCGGACAAAGUGCUGCUGCUGAGCCAGUAUGACAACGAGAAGAAGUGGGAGCUCAUUUGUGACCAGGAGCGGUUUCAAGUCAAGAACCCUCCCACCGCCUAUAUCCAGAAGCUGAAGAGCUACCUGGAUACUGGUGGGGUCAGCCGCAAGGUAGCGACGGACUGGAUGUCUAACCUGGGGUUUAAGAGGCGAGUUCAGGAGUCCACACAGGUGCUGCGGGAGCUGGAGAUCUCCCUGAGGACAAACCACAUUGGGUGGGUGGAGGAGUUCCUCAACGAGGAGAACCGUGGCCUGGAUGUGCUCCUCGAGUACCUGGCCUUUGCCCAGUGCUCCGUCACGUAUGACAUGGAGAGUGCAGACAAUGGGGUCCCCAGCUCAGAGAAGAGCAAGCCCCUGGAGCAGUCCGUGGAAGAUCUCAGCAAGGGGCCGCCCUCGUCCUUGCCUCCCCAGCCCAAGAGCCGCCACCUGACCAUCAAGCUGACCCCUGCCCACAGCAGGAAGGCCCUGCGGAAUUCUCGCAUCGUUAGCCAGAAGGAUGACGUCCACGUGUGCAUCAUGUGCUUGCGCGCCAUCAUGAACUACCAGUCUGGCUUCAGCCUCGUCAUGACCCACCCAGCCUGUGUCAAUGAGAUUGCUCUGAGCCUCAACAACAAGAACCCCAGAACCAAGGCUCUGGUGCUGGAGCUGCUGGCAGCCGUGUGCCUGGUUCGAGGAGGGCAUGACAUCAUCCUGGCGGCCUUUGACAACUUCAAGGAGGUGUGUGGGGAGCAGCACCGCUUCGAAAAGCUGAUGGAAUAUUUCCAGAAAGAGGACAGCAACAUCGACUUCAUGGUGGCCUGCAUGCAGUUCAUCAACAUCGUGGUACACUCCGUGGAGAACAUGAACUUCCGUGUCUUCCUGCAAUAUGAGUUCACGCACCUGGGCCUGGACUUGUACUUGGAGAGGCUCCGGCACACGGAGAGCGACAAGCUGCUCGUGCAGAUUCAAGCAUACUUGGACAAUGUUUUUGAUGUGGGUGCGCUGCUGGAGGACACUGAGACCAAGAACGCUGUGCUGGAGCACAUGGAGGAGCUGCAGGAGCAGGUGGCCCUGCUGACAGAGAAGCUUCGGGACGCGGAGAACGAAUCCAUGGCCAAGAUUGCCGAGCUGGAAAAGCAGCUAAGCCAGGCUCGAAAGGAGUUGGAGACCCUGCGGGAGCGCUUCAGCGAGUCGACCUCCAUGGGCGCCUCCAGGCGUCCUCCUGAGCCUGAGAAAGUGCCUACCUCCGUCCCGGCGGCGCGGCCCUCGGCCCUAGAGCUGAAGGUGGAGGAGCUGGAGGAGAAGGGGUUAAUCCGUAUCGUACGGGGGCCCGGGGAUGCUGUCUCCAUCGAGAUCCUUCCGGUCGCUGUGGCAACUCCGAGCGGCAGUGACGCCCCGACUCCUCCGGGAGUGCUCACCGACUCACCCAGCGCAGAUCUCCCACCUGCGGCAGAGCCUGCUCCUGGAGCAGCACCCCCACCGUCGCCUCCACCACCCCCACUUCCCGGCCUCCCCGACCAGCAGGAAGCCCCGCCCCCGGCACCCCCACUGUCCUCACCCCUCCCUGGCAGCUCAGUGCCCCCGCCCCCACCGCCGCUGCCUGGAGACUUGCCGCCCCCACCCCCGCCCCCACCGCUGCCUCCCGGCACAGAUGGACCCGUGCCUCCGCCGCCUCCACCGCCUCCAGGAGGUCCCUCUGGAGGGUCCGGCCCUGAGAUGGGCCCAGGAGUGAAGGCCAAGAAACCCAUACAGACCAAGUUCAGAAUGCCACUCUUAAACUGGGUGGCCCUGAAACCCAACCAGAUCACUGGCACUGUCUUCACUGAGCUCAAUGACGAGAAGGUGCUGCAGGAGCUAGACAUGAGUGACUUUGAGGAGCAGUUCAAGACUAAGUCCCAAGGUCCCAGCCUGGACCUCAGUGCUCUCAAGGGUAAGGCAGCCCAGAAGGCCCCCAGCAAGGCCACCCUCAUCGAGGCCAACCGGGCCAAGAACCUGGCGAUCACCUUGCGCAAGGGCAACCUGGGUGCUGACCGCAUCUGCCAGGCCAUUGAAACGUACGACCUACAGGCCCUUGGCCUGGACUUCCUGGAGCUGCUGACCCGCUUCCUGCCCACGGAGUACGAGCGUAGCCUGAUCGCCCGCUUCGAGCAGGAGCAGCGACCCAUGGAGGAGCUGUCGGAGGAGGACCGCUUCAUGCUACGCUUCAGCCGCAUCCCGCGCCUGCCCGAGCGCAUGGCCACGCUCACCUUCCUGGGCAACUUUCCGGAUACUGUCCAGCUGCUCAUGCCGCAACUGAAUGCCGUAAUUGCAGCCUCAAUGUCCAUCAAGUCCUCUGACAAACUCCGCCAGAUCCUGGAGAUUGUCCUGGCCUUUGGCAACUACAUGAACAGCAGCAAGCGUGGGGCAGCCUAUGGCUUCCGGCUCCAGAGCCUGGAUGUGCUGCUGGAGAUGAAGUCGACUGACCGCAAGCAGACGCUGUUGCACUACCUGGUGAAGGUCAUUGCCGAGAAGUACCCACAGCUCACAGGCUUCCACAGCGACCUGCACUUCUUGGACAAGGCGGGCUCAGUGUCCUUGGACAGCGUCCUAGGGGAUGUGCGCUCCCUGCAGCGAGGCCUGGAGUUGACCCAGCGAGAGUUUGUGCGGCAGGACAACUGCAUGGUGCUCAAGGAGUUCCUGAGGUCCAACUCGCCCACCAUGGAUAAGCUGCUGGCAGACAGCAAGACCGCUCAGGAGGCCUACGAGUCCGUGGUGGAGUACUUCGGAGAGAACCCCAAGACCACGUCCCCCGCCAUGUUCUUUUCCCUCUUUAGCCGCUUCGUCAAGGCCUACAAGAAAGCUGAGCAGGAGGUGGAACAGUGGAAGAAGGAGGCAGUAGCCCAGGAGGCAGGUGCUGACGCCCCUGGCAAAGAAGAAGCCCCAGCACCCAAGGCCCGGCGGCAGCAGAUGGACCUCAUCUCUGAGCUGAAGCGGAAGCAGCAGAAGGAGCCACUUAUCUAUGAGAGUGACCGCGACGGGGCCAUUGAAGAUAUCAUCACAGAUCUGCGGAACCAGCCCUACAUCCGUGCAGACACAGGCCGAAGAAGUGCUCGUCGGCGCCCCCCGGGACCCCACAUGCAGGUCACCUCGGACCUCUCGCUGUAACGGCUCUUUCUGCAGAAGGACUCAGUGGGGAAUGGGGAGGGGGUGGCAAGGCGGGGCUCAGGGGCUCAAGGAAGGUGUCUUCAGCUCGGCUGGGCCGGGCAGCCCCCUCUGCUGCUGCCGCCAUUCUCCGAGAUGGUCCCACCUCAAGUGGUCGGGCGCGGGGGCGUGGGGGGGCGGGAACAGCAUCGCCGGCCCCUCCCCCAAAUGCUGCUUGCAGCACCCCUCUCCCCCUAAUAGCCAUACUUAGCCUCAGCCGGAGCCUGGCCUGUAACUUAUAAAGUGCAACCUCGCGCUCCACCCCCAGCUCCGGGAACUCUCCAUGGACCUUAUUUUUAUACAAGAUUAAUAAAGACGUUUGCAAAA
This is a messenger RNA of Callorhinus ursinus (northern fur seal), 3765 nucleotides long. It is a transcript of the gene FMNL1, whose product is annotated as formin like 1. Gene Ontology annotation, cellular component: cytosol. Gene Ontology annotation, molecular function: small GTPase binding; actin filament binding. Gene Ontology annotation, biological process: regulation of cell shape; cortical actin cytoskeleton organization; cell migration. The record is from RefSeq and is a predicted model, not a curated record. NCBI's taxonomy places the organism in Eukaryota, Metazoa, Chordata, Mammalia, Carnivora, Otariidae.